Molecule: messenger RNA, 2909 nt
Organism: Acanthaster planci (crown-of-thorns starfish)
Lineage: Eukaryota; Metazoa; Echinodermata; Asteroidea; Valvatida; Acanthasteridae
Source: RefSeq, a predicted model, not a curated record
AGUAAGCUGGCACAGUCAGAAUGGCCAAUGUGUUUAUGGGAGUUGGGCUAUCUGCAGGGUUUGUAUAAACCUUACCAUCUGGAAGUAGCUGGCCGGCAGUUAAAAGAAAACCUAGUCCUUGGCCUCAUCCUAUGCAGCUGCAGAACUCCAGAUAAUAACACAUGAAGGCCUAACUACAAAACUCUUAAUGAAAAUACAACCCAAGUUUAAAGGAACCAAUGUCCAUUCUGAACGAAUAUGAAAAUCAAUAACCGACGAAAAGGUGAUAUUUCUGCAAACCUUGGUUUGACCGUCCAUACAAGUUGUAAGGCCAAGGCAAAAUGAGAUUGGUCUAUGUAGGCCUAAGGGGUGCGGUCAGCAUGUAUCUUGCCAACCACCAUGGCUACUUCCUAGACAGUAAGGCACUAGUUCAUUCAGAAAAUACACCGUCAUCAUGACCACAAGCGCAGCGGAUGACGAACCCUUCUUGGAUGUGCCUCACAGAAUUUCAGUCAAGGUCCUGACCAUGGAACAGAACAUACAGCCAAAGAAAGCGGCCAAGAGCCGAGAAUGUGUCAUUUGCCAGACUAAGUCAAGACAUGGGAUGUUGGUUCACGGCCGAAUGGGCAUCCGAAAGGAUUUAUCCCUACUCAUUGAAAAAUAUGGCAGCAUCAAAGUCACCAAAGGUCUGAUGUGCUUGAAGUGCCUGAGGCGGCUUCAGUCCAUACACAAGCGUGUACAGCAGUUCCGAGCACUCUGUCAGAAGAGCCCAUACAACGUCAUCACCCACAAGCUUGUUCGAGUCCCACCCCUUAAGGGGAAGGAGGUGAAACCGGACAUCAUCCCUAUGAAGCUUGUGCCCAUAAGUCACACUGACUUGGACACAAACUCUAACAGACGCCAUACUGAUCGAUCGGCAGGGAAUGUCAUGCCCGUGGCUCCCAAACCUCUGAUGAUGUUUCCGGGAUCUCCCAGACCCUCUUUUGCAGUCGCUCCGCCGGUGUCGGUAGGACCAGCAACCGUUCCUGUACCAGUACAGCCGCAGACUUACCAACUGGAAGCUGGUCUGCAAAAUGUCUCGCCCAGUGUGUCCAGUGUUGCUGUGGACGGUUCCCUAAAAACCCUGCUGAUAAUUCCGAAUCAGACUCCACCAGGAGCACUGCCAAUGGUGCCAGUAAAUUUCCCCUCACAAUCGCCACUUGUCUUUCCAAAUCCUGCCUCAGUUGGACAAGCGCCAAUGGCACCAGUGGCUGGUUCCUCAAAACUUGUGCAUAUAGCUCCCAAACAGGUACCAGUGCAGAACAUCGUGAUCAGCCCUCAGGAUGCUGUAAAGCAAGCCACUCCCGAAGAAUUGACAGCAGCACCUACGCCCAAAACUUCAAAACUAUCUAAGGAUUUGGAACUGGAAGCUGAGGAACAGCAGCCAACCUUGCGCUCGCGCUUCGGUGACCAUUCCUACCACCUGCCUGAGAAAUCGGCCUCAGAAAUCCUCAGCCGGCAUGCUGACACAUGGCUUAGGUUCAGGAAUUACUCCGAUCCGGAAUGCCUGAGUGUUGACGACAUCAAGACCAUGGUGUCGAAAUCGGUUGAAGGUUCGGCCAAGAAACUGGCCAAAGCGGCCCUGGCCAUCCCCGGCCUGCGCAGGAUGAUGGUCGCCCAACUGAUGUCAGACUUCGACAGUGCCCUGUGCAAGAUAUCCAACCGUAAGCUUGGCACCCUCAGCUGCCUGAAGCCGGUGGGCUACAGUGAGCAGACCAGCUUCGACUGGGACAGCGUGAUCAUAGAAAUGGACACGGUGGUGCCAGAGCUGCUUCAGCUGUGCUUGGCCGCGUUGAAUAGGUCAUCCUACCUGGAGAAGCACAUGAGAAGGGCAGUCCUAGAGACAGUGCCUAGGAUUGGGAUGGUGUUUGCCAUCCUGGUCCAGGGUCGUGUCAAGGAGCUCAACAGGGUCCAGCGCGUCAUAAGUGUGCUGCUGCGUCAGAAUGGCUGUGAUGGAAAAAUCGUUUAUCAAAAGCUAAACCCGCUGGGCUUGUGCAUGUCCUACACCAACAUGCUCGAGUUGAUGCGAGGUAUAAUUCACACCAAAAUGGAAGCGCAGAGGGAAGACAGCGAAGAGGAUUCAUCAGACGGAGAAGGCACGGAAACAGGUAUGGACACGGAAGCAGCCGACAGCGUCCAGACCAUGGGACAGGCGAGACCCGGUGUUACCCGGGAGACAAGCCAAGAAGUGGAGGAUUCCACAAUUGUCACCCAACCCUGCGGCUCUGAAGGUCAGAUGGAAGCCAGCCUCCCUGGAGUGGCUCAGCAACAAGACGCUGCCUUUAUUCCCCGUUUCGGUGGAGCCAAGAGGAUUUUCUUGCUGCCCAAGGCCCCACCUAUUUAAAAGCCCUGAUGACUAUCAACUGGAAAUAAAUGCCUUGACUUUUUUGCUUAGGAAAUUUCCAGAACCCUCUGAAGCUCUGUGGGAUAACACUGACUAGUUUUGCACUGUUAGGUGUCAGCAAGCCCCUUGGGAAGUAAGCUGUACCUUCCGCGAGCUUUCAAAAUCUCCAAACUCUACCGAUAUAUCCAGCAAGAAAGGAGACAGGGGUACCUGUGCCCCACAUGUCCAAUCCCUGUACGCACUCUAGAUUAUUGUCACUAAACACAUCCUCCCCAGAUGUCUGAAAAAAUUCUUGAGAUUCCAGUGAAACAGUGACUAACACAAAGUGGGGGAGGGAGGGUUUCUCUCUGUCUCAUAUCUUGCUUCAUAUGUCUACCAGGUGGCUCCUGUGGGUAUAUUACACUGAGCAGUUAAGUCCGGUCAAUAAGCCCUUUGCAAGUUAAAUUUGAUUGAAAUUUGCUACAGGGAGUUAUCUGGUUGCACAUAAACAUAGCAAUUUGAUUUCCCCAGACUAAAGGCACUGUUAUACAUGUACCUCAUGAUUGAG